GGGCGCGGCGGCGCAGCACGCGAUUGGCCGGCCCCGGCGAGAGCCAAUGGGAGCCGAGCCGUCGGAUUCAAACGGUGUGGGGCGCGGAAGGGGGCAGUUGGUGCGUGAGGCGUCCGUGAGGGGGCAACCGGACGCUGCUGACUGUGCCGCUGCUCUAGCCUGUGCCGCUUCUUCUAGCCUGUACUGCUGCCGCCGCCAUGGCCCACAAGCAAAUCUACUAUUCCGAUAAGUACUCUGACGAGCAGUACGAGUACCGACAUGUGAUGCUGCCACGAGAACUUUCAAAACAAGUGCCAAAAUCUCAUCUGAUGUCUGAAGAAGAGUGGAGACGCCUUGGUGUUCAGCAGAGUCUUGGCUGGGUUCACUACAUGAUCCAUGAGCCAGAGCCACAUAUUCUGCUCUUCAGAAGACCUCUUCCAAAGGAUGAGCAGAAAUAAACCAUCGCCUCUUGAAUCUUCUGGAACUAUGUAUAUGAGUGUAUAUAUGUUGGUAGUAUUCAGUGAAUACUUUUAAAUUUACAAGACAUACAUCCAAACCUGUGCAUGAGCUGUAUUAUUCACAGCAACAAAGCUCAGUCAAAUGCAAUUCCAAGCAGGCUGCUAUGAUGUUCAAAGAGUGUUAAUUGUGUUGAUGUUUGUGUUGCAUGUUCUGAUUAGCUUAUGGCUUGUUAGUGUUCUGUAACUUUUGCACUCAUGUUUUCUGCUGUAGUGUAGUAUGUUCAAAUCCAAUAGUUCAACUGUUUAGUAUUAAGAAGGCCUAAGAAAUAAACUGUUUUAAUGUUCAAUGAAA
Messenger RNA from Catharus ustulatus (Swainson's thrush), 789 nucleotides. RefSeq names its product CDC28 protein kinase regulatory subunit 2 (gene CKS2). The coding region runs from base 198 to 437 and encodes 79 amino acids. Gene Ontology annotation, cellular component: cyclin-dependent protein kinase holoenzyme complex; SCF ubiquitin ligase complex. The transcript is spliced from 3 exons. Gene Ontology annotation, biological process: regulation of mitotic cell cycle. The record is from RefSeq and is a predicted model, not a curated record. Gene Ontology annotation, molecular function: cyclin-dependent protein serine/threonine kinase activator activity; ubiquitin binding; protein kinase binding. NCBI's taxonomy places the organism in Eukaryota, Metazoa, Chordata, Aves, Passeriformes, Turdidae.